This is a messenger RNA of Myxocyprinus asiaticus (Chinese sucker), 879 nucleotides long. RefSeq names its product chemokine XC receptor 1-like. Gene Ontology annotation, cellular component: membrane. Gene Ontology annotation, biological process: positive regulation of Rho protein signal transduction; phospholipase C-activating G protein-coupled receptor signaling pathway. The transcript has a single exon. Lineage: Eukaryota; Metazoa; Chordata; Actinopteri; Cypriniformes; Catostomidae. Gene Ontology annotation, molecular function: G protein-coupled receptor activity. Bases 1 to 879 code for a protein of 292 amino acids. The record is from RefSeq and is a predicted model, not a curated record.
AUGAAUAACUCUGUAGUGAACUCCAACAUAGGUGAAGUAUCCAAAAACUCCUCAACUCAAUCCUUUGGGCUAAUGGACAGUCUGGAAAUUUGUUUGUACAGCUUGAAUUUCCUGGUUGGUCUUCCUACACACUCCUAUGUUAUAUGGCUCAUCGUCACAGGAACAGGAAGUGGAAGUGGAAUCGCUUCAGGAUUCUUCAACCUCAAUCUCUCUGUUUCUGAGAUUGGUAAUUGUCUGAAUUGUUUGUUCUGUGUACUUGAUUAUUUUACUCCAUUUACAAGUCUCAAAGCAUUUUUAUUUGGACUAGGCAUCACUGGUCGUCCUCUGUUUCAGUGUCUGAUCUGUAUUGAGCGUUAUCUGGCAGUGGUUCAUCCUGUAACCUUUCUGAAGAUCAAACCUCUCAGAUAUAAAGUGAUCUGUUCCACUGCAGCCUGGAUUAUUACUUUUGGCUCCUGUUUGUGCUGCAUGUUAAUUUUAGUCUUAUUUGACAGUUACAUUUAUGUAUGGUUCUUCUUGCUGCAUUUCAUAUUCUUCCUCUCCAUUCAGUUGUUUUGCCUUUUGGCUGUUCUCAGAGCUCUGAAGCAGUCAGGACCAGGAGAGAGAGGGAGAGAAAGAGGGGAGGAAAACAGCAUGAAGAGAAGAGCGUUUUACCUCAUUCUGAUAACUACUGUGAAUAUGGGAAUCGUAUAUGUUCCUUUAACUAUCUCAGGAUUCUUUAUUAUAAUGACACAACAGAACAUUGAUGAAUCAUAUUUUAUCGGUUUCUUUUUUUUUGUUCUUAAUGGUUUUGUCCAGCCUGUUCUUUAUCUGCACUGCACUGGAAAACUCUCCUUCCUUUGUCGAUCAAAAAUGUGUAAUUGUGAAAUUAUACAAAGUUAA